Piliocolobus tephrosceles (Ugandan red Colobus) is the source of this 3998-nucleotide messenger RNA. RefSeq names its product zinc finger protein 780B (gene ZNF780B). The record is from RefSeq and is a predicted model, not a curated record. Gene Ontology annotation, biological process: regulation of transcription by RNA polymerase II. Gene Ontology annotation, cellular component: nucleus. Gene Ontology annotation, molecular function: DNA-binding transcription activator activity, RNA polymerase II-specific; RNA polymerase II cis-regulatory region sequence-specific DNA binding. Bases 297 to 2795 code for a protein of 832 amino acids. The transcript is spliced from 7 exons. NCBI's taxonomy places the organism in Eukaryota, Metazoa, Chordata, Mammalia, Primates, Cercopithecidae.
GUAGCUGGGUAAGGUCUUCCCGUCCUAAGGAGAAAUUGGUGGCUGCGGGAGGUCUUCGUGGACUGGGAGUCGAACCUGACCGACGCGGCAGUGCGGUCGUACCAGUAUCCAAAAGAAGGACCGGGAGGAGGAUGAGAGCGUUAUUGCUGCACACUUAAGUCAAGGUUCUCAUGCCUUGCCCCACUGCACCGAAUCCUGAGUUCACAGAGAGGUUCUGGAUUGGAGAGGUGAUCCCUUCUCAGCUCUGAAAGGGAAGAAGCCUGAGGAAGAUUGACCAAUUUUGUAAUUCUAGAAACAUGGUCCAUGGAUCAGUGACAUUCAGGGAUGUGGCCAUUGACUUCUCUCAGGAGGAGUGGGAGUGCCUGCAGCCUGAUCAGAGGACCUUGUACAGGGAUGUGAUGUUGGAGAACUACAGCCACCUGAUCUCACUGGCAGGAAGUUCCAUUUCUAAGCCAGAUGUGAUUACGUUACUAGAGCAAGAGAAAGAGCCCUGGAUUGUUUUAAGGAAAGAAACAAGCAGAUGGUAUCCAGAUUUGGAGUCAAAACAUGGACCUGAAAAAAUAUCUCCAGAAAAUGAUAUUUUUGAAAUAAAUUUACCCAAACAUGUUAUAAAGCAAAUAAGUAUAACACUUGGCCUUGAGGCCUUUUAUUUUAGAAAUGACUCAGAAUAUAGAAGUAGAUUUGAGGGACUACAGGGACAUCAAGAAGGAUAUAUCAAUCAGAAGAUCAUCGGCUAUGAAGAAAUUCCUACUUAUGCUUCUCUUAUUUAUAAUACACAUAAACCCUAUGAAUGUAAGGAAUGUGGGAAACACUUUAGUCGUGGUUCAAAUCUUAUUCAGCAUCAGAAUAUUCAUACUGGAGAGAAAACCUAUAAAUGCAAAGAAUGUGGGAAGGCCUUUCAAGUUCACAUACAACUUACUCGACAUCAGAAAUUUCAUACUGGUGAGAAACCUUUUGAAUGUAACGAAUGUGGAAAAGCCUUUAGCCUUCCCACCCAGCUUAAUCGCCAUAAGAACAUUCACACAGGUGAGAAACUGUUUGAAUGUAAGGAAUGUGGGAAGUCCUUUAAUCGUAGCUCAAACCUUACUCAGCAUCAAAGUAUUCAUGCUGGUGUAAAACCACAUCAAUGUAAGGAGUGUGGGAAAGCCUUUAAUCGUGGUUCAAAUCUUAUUCAGCAUCAAAAAAUUCAUUCCAAUGAGAAACCCUUUGUAUGCAGGGAAUGCAAGAUGACCUUUCGAUAUCAUUACCAACUUGUUGAACAUUGCCAAAUUCAUACUGGCGAGAAACCCUUUGAAUGUAAAGAAUGCAGAAAGGCCUUUACUCUUCUGACAAAGCUUGUUCGACAUCAGAAGAUUCAUAUUGGUGAGAAGCCCUUUGAAUGUAGGGAAUGCGGGAAGGCUUUUAGUCUUCUCAAUCAGCUUAAUCGCCAUAAGAACAUUCACACAGGUGAAAAACCAUUUGAAUGUAAAGAAUGUGGGAAGUCUUUUAAUCGUAGUUCAAACCUUAUUCAACAUCAGAGUAUUCAUGCUGGUGUAAAACCAUAUCAAUGUAAGGAGUGUGGGAAAGGCUUUAAUCGUGGUGCAAAUCUUAUUCAGCAUCAAAAAAUUCAUUCCAAUGAGAAACCCUUUGUAUGUAGGGAAUGUGAGAUGGCCUUUAGAUAUCAUUACCAACUUACUCAACAUUGCCAAAUUCAUACUGGUGGGAAGCCCUUUGAAUGUAAAGAAUGUGGGAAGGCCUUUAGUCUUCUGACACAGCUUGCUCGACAUAAGAACAUUCAUAGUGGUGAGAAACCAUUUGAAUGUAAAGACUGUGGGAAGGCCUUCAAUCGUGGCUCAAACCUUGUUCAACAUCAGAGUAUUCAUACUGGUGAGAAGCCCUAUGAAUGUAAGGAGUGUGGGAAGACUUUUAGGCUUCACCUACAACUUUCUCAGCAUGAGAAAACUCAUACAGGUGAGAAACCCUUUGAAUGUAAGGAAUGUGGGAAAUUCUUCCGUCGUGGUUCAAAUCUUAAUCAACAUCGAAGUAUUCAUACUGGAAAGAAACCCUUUGAAUGUAAGGAAUGUGGGAAAGCCUUUCGACUUCAUAUGCACCUUAUUCGACAUCAGAAAUUUCAUACUGGUGAGAAGCCCUUUGAAUGUAAGGAAUGUGGCAAGGCCUUCAGUCUUCACACCCAGCUUAAUCGCCAUAAGAACAUUCACACAGGUGAGAAGCCAUUUGAAUGUAAAGAAUGUGGGAAGUCCUUUAAUCGUGUCUCGAACCUUGUUCAACAUCAGAGUAUUCAUGCUGGUGUAAAACCAUAUGAAUGUAAGGAGUGUGGGAAAGUCUUUAAUCGUGGUUCAAACCUUAUUCAGCAUCAGAAAAUUCAUUCCAAUGAGAAACCCUUUGUAUGUAAGGAGUGUAGGAAGACCUUUAGAUAUCAUUACCAGCUUAUUGAACAUUACCAAAUUCAUACUGGUGAGAAACCCUUUGAAUGUAAAGAAUGUGGAAAGGCCUUUAGUCUUCUGACACAGCUUGCUGGACAUCAGAUCAUUCAUACUGGUGAGAAGCCAUUUAAAUGUAAGGAGUGUGGGAAGGCCUUUAAUCAUGGCUCAAACCUUGUUCAACCUCGGAGUGUUUAUAAUGGUGAGAAACCCUAUGAAUGUAAGGAGUGUGGGAAGGCUUUUAGACUUCACCUACAACUUUCUCUGCAUCAAAAACUUGUACAGGUGAGAAACCGUUUGAAUGUAAGAAAUGUGGGACAGCCUUCAGACAUCAGUAGCAACUUAUUGAACAUCAGAAAAUUCAUACUUGGGUGAAAACCUUUGAAUGUAAGGAAUGUGGGAAGGCCUUUCAAUAUAAUUACCAAUUUCGUGGACAUGAUAGAUUUCGUAUUCGUGAGGACCCUUAUGAAUGUCAAGGAUGUGGGAAAUGCAUUACCAGUGGUAGAAACCUUAGAGUACAUCAGAGAAUUCAUACUGGUGAGAAAACAUAUCAAUGUGAAGAAUGUGGGAAAGCCUUUAGUCAUAGUUCAAACCUAUGAAACAUGUUAAAGUUCAUACUGAUGAGAAACUCUAUGAAUGUAAUGAAUGUGAAAAGGCCUUUAGCAGUAAUUAUGAACUUACUUACUGUACAUCUGAGAAUCCAUACUGCUGAGAAACCCUGUGAGUGAGUGUAAAGAAUGUGGAAAACUUUUGGAUUUAGCUUAGUCUUUACUGCACAUCAAAUAAUUCAUACUAGUGUGAACCGUAUGAAUGUAAAGAAUGUGGAAAGACCUUUACUUGUAGCUCAAGCCUUGUUCAACAUGUUAAAAUUCAUACUGGUGAGCGACCCUGUGAAUGUAAAGGAUGUGGGAAGACCUUUAGAUUUAGUUCAGUCCUUUCUGCACAUCACAGAAUUCAUACUGGCAUGAAACCCUAUGAAUAUAAAGAAUGUGAGCAAACCCUUACUGUGAAUGAUCUGCUUACUCAACAUCAGAAAAUUCAUAAUAGUUAGAAGUGUUAUGAAUAUAAGGAGUGUAGACAAGCCUUCACUGUGUAUGAAAAAUUUGCUCAACACCAGAGAAUUCAUAUUGAUGAGAAAUCCUGUGAACAUAAAAGAAUGUGUGAUGAACUUUCAUUGUGGCCUGGGAUUUGCUCAACAUCAGAGUAUUCAUACUGCUGAGCACUCCUUUGAGUGUAAGGAAUGUGGGAUGUUUUAUAGCCACACUAAAUGACUUAAGAGUUCAAAGAAGGUAAUUUUAGUGAGAAAGUUAUUGAUGUGAGGAAUGUAGAGUAGCCGCCAUGUUCACAGUUUACUGCCCAUGAAAUAUUUUACUGGAUACAGGCAUACUUGCUUAAUUGUGCAUUGCAGUUACUGGAUUUUAUAUACAGUGAAGGUCUGCAGCAACCUUGCAGUGAAUAAGUCUGUCAGCACCAUUUUCCAAACAGCAUGUGCACAUUUCAUGUCUUUGUGUCACACUUUGGUAGUUUUCAUAAUAUUUCAAACUUUUUUAUUGUUAUAUGUGUUAUGGUGAUCUGUGA